CACACACACACACACAAACUCAAAAUCGCGCACAGUAAACAUAAAUAAUUUUUCGUAUUUAUUUUAAUCUCACUCGAAGUACGAAACCAUGACUGACCUGAGUAUCAGCGGCCAGCAGGUGCUACCAGCACAUCCACCCACAAUACCGGAACCCUUCAGGAUCACCACGAAUGCCCCGCACCAGAUGAACGAUGCCAGUUUGACGCCCGGCAGGAGGAAGCUGCAAAAAUGGUUGGGUCGUGUCCUUCGGAUCGUCAUCACCGAUGGACGUGUCCUGGUGGGAUUCUUCAAUUGCACCGAUAGGGACGCAAACAUCGUGCUGUCCAUGUGCGCCGAGUACCUGGUGGAGGGCCAGGAGCCCCGCCUCUUGGGCAACGUGAUGGUUCCGGGCAAGCACAUCGUGUCCCUCAACAUUGACGAGCCCGAUCCGCAGUCCAGUCUCCUGGUGCAAUAGCUUCGAGUCCGUUCUUAGAUUCCUUUCAUCAUCAUUUUAUGUUAGCAAACAAAUAAAUCUGUUCGAGUACGCCUAUUAAAGACUUCACGGCGCUGAUGAA
Molecule: messenger RNA, 554 nt
Organism: Drosophila elegans
Lineage: Eukaryota; Metazoa; Arthropoda; Insecta; Diptera; Drosophilidae
Gene: Sbat
Product: N-alpha-acetyltransferase 38, NatC auxiliary subunit
Exons: 1
Coding region: 89-454 (121 amino acids)
Cellular component (GO): NatC complex
Molecular function (GO): RNA binding
Source: RefSeq, a predicted model, not a curated record